Molecule: messenger RNA, 1026 nt
Organism: Rotaria sp. Silwood1
Lineage: Eukaryota; Metazoa; Rotifera; Eurotatoria; Philodinida; Philodinidae
Source: the annotation of a GenBank genome assembly
AUGUCCAACAUAGGUUUAUGUACUGAUAUAACGUGUGAUAAUUCAAUUAAAGAAUUAUAUAAAUGUCAUUGUUGUUUACAAGUUGUUUGUUUGAAUCAUUUAAUUGAACAUGUUGAAAUAACAAAACAAAAUAAACAACGAUUAGAUAAUGUUCGUUAUGAAUUAAAUACAAUUAUAACAACACUUAAGUCAAUUGUUGAAAGUAAACUAUCCACAAUUGAACGUGAACAAAAUUUAAUUGAACAAGGAAAAAGACUUCUUGAUGCGUCAAAUAGUUCAAUUGAUGAAAUACAAAAUAUUUUUGAACAAAUUAAUCAAGCUAUUCAGUCAAAUUGUUUAGAUGUGAUAGUGAAAGUCGAGCCAUUAUUAUCGGAAACUAAAAGUUGUUCUACUGUUGGUCAAUGUAAUAAAGAAAACAUAAAUUCAAAUGUGGAAGAAUCUGAAAUUUCAGAAAAUGAUAGAUGUUCAACGUUUAUUGAUCAUGACUUUAUAGAUAUAUCAUCAAUUGAUGAACCAAUAAAAUCUAUUAAGGAUCAAGAUAUGAAUAAAGAAAAACGAAAAGGAAUUACAACUGUAAUUGGUCAAUGUCCAUUAACAUUUGAUGGCGCAUAUGGUCUUACUGAAGCAAAACAUUCUAUUAAAUUUUGUGAGCAUACGAAAACUCGUCCAAUCAGAUUAUAUAACCAUUUUAUUGGCAAGCAUAGAUUAAAACCAUAUUAUGCUCGACGUUUAAUACGAGCUAUUAUCAAUAAUAAAGAACCUAAAAUAACAAAAUUAUUUGAUGAAAAUGAGAAUGUAGUUUAUAAUUUAUGUAAAGUUUCAUGUCCAUUUACUAAAAAACGAAUUCUUUUACCAGGACUUGCUCAACCAAUUGAAUCAAAGGUACAAUGUCGAUGUCAUAAAAUUCCAUUGAAUGCAUUAAAAUCUCAUCUUCGAGAUUAUCAUCAUGUUUCUGAUGCAUUCGCAAAAGAUUUAUUUGAAUGUAUGGAAGAAAUUCGAAAUAAUAAUGAUACUACUUCGACGUAA